Messenger RNA from Polyodon spathula (Mississippi paddlefish), 1998 nucleotides. Its product is annotated as cyclic AMP-responsive element-binding protein 3-like protein 3-B. Bases 123 to 1451 code for a protein of 442 amino acids. Gene Ontology annotation, molecular function: RNA polymerase II cis-regulatory region sequence-specific DNA binding; DNA-binding transcription factor activity, RNA polymerase II-specific. Gene Ontology annotation, biological process: regulation of transcription by RNA polymerase II. The transcript has 10 exons. Gene Ontology annotation, cellular component: nucleus. Lineage: Eukaryota; Metazoa; Chordata; Actinopteri; Acipenseriformes; Polyodontidae. The record is from RefSeq and is a predicted model, not a curated record.
CCUCAAAAGUGUGCCUGUGAGCAGAGAGAGGGGAUCCAGAGCUGAAGUGGAAGGAGUCAAUCAAGGAGGCAAAAACACAUAACACUGACUUGAAUCUGCAGCGUUCACCUGAGCUUCAAACCAUGACACUGCUACUAGCGGGGAAGGGGUCAGGGGGAUGUGAGCUGGGUGGGAUGGAGCUGCUUGACCUCCUCUUCGACCAGCAGGACGGGAUCCUCCGCAACGAGGGCUUAGGGGGGACAGCGGCUCACCACGGCAACGCACAGAGCUGGCCAAUCACAGAGCAGAAUCUCCUGGUCAAUCCUGACAGUGAUGAUUUCCUCAACUCUCUGCUGGGUGCGGGUGACUCAGUGUCCAGCUCCCCCUUGUGGUCGCCAGCCACCAGUGACAGCGGCAUCUCUGAGGACCCCCACUCUGACCAGCUGGACAGUCCGCAACACUGCCAGACCCCUGACAGCCCAGCCGUUUACCAGCCUGCCCAGACCCAAAACGAACAUCCCUGCCUGGGCACUGCCAGCACUGAGUCCCCCCAGGCCACGGACAUGCUGGAGCCCGACAUCACCAUCGACCUGGAGGGCUGGGACUCCUCUUUCCUCUCCCAGACCGGGCUGGGAGUGCGUUUCGAGACGUUCCCACUCACAGUGAAGGACCUGCUGCUGUCAAACACCUCCGAGCUGCAGCCUCAGCAGCAAUCCCAGCAGCCCUUUCAGGAGCUGGUUCUGAAUGAGGAUGAGAAGAAACUGCUGGCCAAGGAGGGAGUGAGCCUGCCCAGCCAGCUACCGCUCACCAAGUACGAGGAGCGCAUCCUGAAGAAGAUCCGCAGGAAGAUCCGCAACAAGCAGUCGGCCCAGGAGAGCCGCAAGAAGAAGAAGGAGUACAUUGAUGGGCUGGAGAGCCGGAUGUCUGCCUGCAAUGCUCAGAACGAGGAGCUCCAGAGGAAGGUGUUCCAGCUGGAGAAGCGCAACACGUCUCUGAUAACGCAGCUCAGGAAGCUGCAGGCCCUGGUGAUGCACGGCUCCAACAAGACAGCGCAGACUGGAACCUGCAUCCUGGUGCUGCUCCUCUCCUUCUCCCUAAUCCUCUUCCCCAGCCUGCGGCCGUUCUCCGACAGCCAGGUGGCCCAGGAGGGAGGAGACUUCAUUCCGGUGCGAGUGCAGUCCCGCUCACUCCACGGCCUCGAGUCCUCUCGUGUUUUCCACGCCGUGGCUCACGACCACGUCUACUCAGCGCCGGAGCAGGGGGAGGGUCCGGGCGCCGUGUCGUCACUCGAGAAGAUGCUGAAAGGGUACCGACUCGUUGACUCCGCCCUGAACACCAGCCAGGCCGAGGCCCUGGAGCCCGAAGGGUUAAACAGCGCUGACCCCAUCACCGGCCGCAGAGUGACCACCUUGAGGUGGAGCGGGAGAGGAGUGAAGCAGGGGGUGGUGCCUGUGCAUGCGGACGAGAUGUGACAGCACAGUGCAGCGCUGCACAAUACAGCACGAUACAAUACAGCGCAACACAAUAACACACACCCAGAACAGUGCUACACAACUCAUAACAACACACACCACACUGUAAAACACAACACUACACAUCUAAAACCUAUUAUUAUCAACCUGUUUAUUUCCUAAUUUACUCUUUUCAGAAUUGUAAUAUAACGUGUUUGUCUUGUAUUUGUUUUUUGUUUUUUCGAUCUUGUGUUUUUGCUUUUUUAUUUUAAAUUCACUGUUAAAAGUGAAUAGCAGCGGCUUUGCUAUAGCCACUGUGUCUCUAUAGACACGCUCUGUAACUGCUAGAGCGCUGUGUUAAUUCUCAUUUCAUACUGACGGGGUAGAUUUCUGGGUGGGGAGUCGAGAAGAAAAUCGUGGGGUGGUGGGGGGAGGUAAAUAUAUUUUGUUGUAAAUUGUAACCAUUAAAUAUGCAUUUAAAAACUACUGCCGUUCUUUGUCUCCUUCGUUCUUUCAAUGCAACGUGACCGGACUGCAGCAGGAGGGCUGUCUAUCCUGUCCUUGGAGA